GUAGAGUAAAUGGUAGGGUCUGUUUGAUGGUGCCUCAUAGUUGGUUACUACCUGUUACCACCUGGUUGCCUAAUCCUGUUUGAGAAACUGUUUGUUUCUUGCUCAAACAGGAUUUUACUGUCAUGUAGCUUUUGCUAGUCAACUAUGGCUACCUCUACAUGUUUACAUACACACUGUGUUGCUGAAGCCACCCUUGGUUCAUGUGGUGUGAAAUGCUGAAAUUGACCAGACAUCCAAGCAUAGGACAACAAACGACCUCAUCAACUUCUUCAUCCUUCGUAACUAUACUCAACAAAAGAUAACAUUGCUUUCCUUCAAUACCUGAACUGGUUAAGUUCUCAAACAGCUGUGUUGGACAAUUUGAUUCCCUAUAUGCACAUACACUUGCCUUUGAUGAAAUUGUUGAAUUGUAUAUGUAUGUAUAUUUUUGAGGACUUGUGGUAUAUUGGGUAUUGUGAAAUAUUGAAUGUGAGAAAUUGUUUGAAUACACGCUAAAUGAAACUGCACUCUUGUUUGUUCAAGACUUUAUUUAUUAAUAGACCUUUCUUGCACAAAAGAUGAUUCCCCUUUAAACUCUUGUAGCUUGACCUGUGCAAAGUAACUGGGAUGGUUAUAGAUUGGUGGCCCGUACGGGGAAACUUAAGUUGCAUAUUGAAGUGAAAGGUCUAUGUAGUGUUUGUUUUGUUUAAUGUGUGUAUUGUAUUAUAGCAAUGUCAAUAUCAUCACGUGGUGCAGAGGAUGAGUAUGAACCCGCUGCUGAUUUCACUGCUGGUCCUUUUGUGACUAGAAGAGACCCACCUCCAAUAAAAGAUCUCAUAAGCACUUUUAGUGAAUUGUACCUUAACUCAGACAACGAAAAUGAAUUUGAUGUUCAACCUGAUAUUCCUCUUCCUCCUCCUCCAGAUGAUAUAGCUCCUGAUUUACGUCCCACCGAACAAUUUAGUCAUGGACUGACUGAGAGAGUUACAGCUCUAGAAGGUGAAGUACAAACCUGUCUACAAAAACUAAGUCAAUGUUGCUCCCAAAUGGAGUUUAGCAGACAGAAUAAGCUGCUGGAAGAGAGAUUGAAUUAUAAAAUUCAAAGAGAAUGUGAACGGGUUAAGCAGAGCCUUGAGUUAAGCAUCCAAGAUUUGGGAAAGUCAAUGGUUGACUGUCUGAAAAGAAGAGACAUUCAGAUUGAUGCCAAAAUUAAAAGCUAUGCUCAUGUUGUAUCUACUCCAGUUUCUCCUCCAUUUUCUGCACCAGCUCACCAUGCAAGAUCUAACCAAAUUGCCAGCUUACCAGACAAUGUAAAUGAUAUAUUUUAUCGUCCACCUGUAAAAGCUGAAUUUCCUCAAUUUGAUUCUGAUGAUCCUGUCUCUUUCAUAGAACGUUGUGAGGAGUAUUUUGCAAUUAGACCCCUCACAGAUUCUGAAAUCCUUGCAUCCCUUACUUCUGUGUUAAAGGGGACGGCUAAAGACUGGUGGUUGGCUGAGAGAAGACAUGUACUUACCUGGGAGCAAUUUAAACAAGAGUUUUUGCAUGCUUUCCUUACUGAUGAUUAUGAAGCUGAAGCUACAAAACGUCUUUUAGAAAGGAAACAAGGUUCCAGAGAAUCCAUUCGUGAUUUUGCUUACCACUACCGAGCUCUUUGCUUAAGAUGGAAGAAAGAGAUGACAGAAAAAGAGAUUGUUCAGGCCAUUUUGAGAAAUUGUAACCCCAGACUUGCGAGUUUGCUGAGAGGAAAUGUGAAGGAAGUGAGUGAGUUGGUAAGAACUGGAACACAAAUUGAGAGGGAUUUUGAGGAAGCGAAGCGGUAUUGGUGUCAGGUUAAUGUUGAAACCCAGAAAAGAAAAUCCCCACUUGAACGAGAUUCUCAGUCCAAGUUAAAUCCUUCUUCAACCCGCAUUCUACAGCCUAUGAUGAGUGAGUACAACUUAAAAACUUUGUCUUUGCCUUUGUUGGUCAGAGGAAGAUAUUUUCAAGCCCUGGUCGAUACUGGAAGCUCAUUAACUCUGAUACAAGAGUCCUGUUGGAGAAAGCUGGGACAUAAAGAACAGCUUAAAUCAAGUGGUGGGCAAACUUUCAAGCAAGCCAAUGGUCAAGUAUUACAUGCUAUAGGAGUAUGGCAUUGUGAAUGUGAGCUACAUGGAAGAAUGUAUGAGGUCGAACUGUUUGUAAUGAAGGAUGAUGAUCUUACAGUACCCGUGGUACUAGGUAUGGAUUUUCUGGUAAUAACUGGAAUUCAUUUGGAUAUUGGCAAUGCUCUGUAUACUUUACCUGCUACCACUGAUUAUCAAGAAGAAACAUUUUCAUUCUUGACCCCUCCUGUUAAAGAUGCACUGCUGUCACUUUUCAUUGCCUUACCUAUUCCAGAGGAAACAACAGAAACCAGGCAGUGUAUUCAACAGUUGAUCACAAAUGCUGAUACCUCUUCCAUAUUCCAGUCACAACUUCAUCAUCUACUUCAAGAAUGGCCUACUGUCUGUACAAGUGAAAUCGGACACACCAGUGUGGUUAGACAUUCGCAUUAUCACCACCAACGAAGUGCCUGUUCGUAA
Messenger RNA from Megalobrama amblycephala (Wuchang bream), 2540 nucleotides. RefSeq lists its product as uncharacterized. The coding region runs from base 711 to 2540 and encodes 609 amino acids. Gene Ontology annotation, molecular function: aspartic-type endopeptidase activity; mRNA binding. The transcript is spliced from 2 exons. Gene Ontology annotation, biological process: positive regulation of AMPA receptor activity; modulation of chemical synaptic transmission; proteolysis. The record is from RefSeq and is a predicted model, not a curated record. Lineage: Eukaryota; Metazoa; Chordata; Actinopteri; Cypriniformes; Xenocyprididae.